UUCUCAAUCCAAACAUAACUAUAGCUCCAACUCCAGAAAGAAAUUGCGAGAGCCAUGGCAAGAUUGGUCCUUCUCCAGCAGAAACAACCUUCUUUCUCUCUUCUCCCUUCUUCUCUUUCUGAUUUCAACGGCACCAAACUUAACCCUUCCAUCCAAUACAAACGAAAGGUGUUUCAGCACCCUAAAGGAGCACUUCAUGUCUCCGCCGCCAAGAAAAUCCUGAUAAUGGGAGGAACCCGGUUCAUUGGUAUCUUCUUAUCUAGACUGCUUGUCAAAGAAGGCCACCAGGUAACCCUAUUCACAAGAGGAAAAGCACCCAUUACUCAGCAAUUGCCUGGUGAAUCAGACAACGACUUCUCAGAUUUUGCCUCCAAGAUAUUGCAUUUGAAAGGAGACAGAAAAGACUAUGACUUUGUUAAGUCCAGUCUUAGUGCUAAAGGGUAUGAUGUUGUCUAUGAUAUCAACGGAAGGGAGGCUGAAGAAGUGGAACCCAUCUUGGAGGCAUUACCUAAUCUGGAGCAAUACAUAUAUUGUUCUUCAGCUGGUGUCUAUUUGAAGUCUGAUCUUCUACCACAUGUUGAGGUAGAUGCAGUGGAUCCGAAGAGCAGGCACAAAGGAAAGUUGGAGACGGAGAGUUUGCUUCAAUCGAAAGGUGUCAAUUGGACUUCUAUUAGACCUGUCUAUAUCUAUGGACCAUUGAACUACAACCCUGUGGAAGAAUGGUUCUUCCAUCGGUUGAAAGCUGGACGACCAAUUCCAAUUCCAAACUCGGGAAUUCAAGUAACCCAGCUUGGUCAUGUAAAGGAUUUGGCAACAGCUUUCAUUACUGUUCUAGGUAAUGAGAAAGCGUUUAAAGAAGUAUUCAACAUUGCUGGAGAUAGGUAUGUCUCUUUUGAUGGAUUAGCAAAGGCGUGCGCUAAGGCUGGUGGAUUCCCAGAACCCGAAAUCAUUCAUUAUAACCCGAAAGAAUUCGAUUUCGGCAAGAAGAAACCUUUUCCCUUCCGUGACCAGCAUUUCUUUGCAUCGGUGGAGAAGGCCAAGAAUGUAUUGGGAUGGAAGCCAGAGUUUGGCCUGGUUGAAGGUUUGACUGAUUCGUAUGAACUUGAUUUUGGGAGGGGAACAUUCAGGAAAGAGGCUGAUUUCUCAACUGAUGACAUUAUCCUAGGAAAGAGUCUAGUGUUAUCCUAGGCAAGAAUCAAAUCAUCUAUUUCCUCAACCUUAAACUGGAACAAUUAUUUUUUAAAGAUUAUUAUAGCGGUUGCAGCUAA
Molecule: messenger RNA, 1268 nt
Organism: Impatiens glandulifera
Lineage: Eukaryota; Viridiplantae; Streptophyta; Magnoliopsida; Ericales; Balsaminaceae
Product: chloroplast stem-loop binding protein of 41 kDa b, chloroplastic
Exons: 8
Coding region: 55-1188 (377 amino acids)
Biological process (GO): rRNA processing
Cellular component (GO): cytosol
Molecular function (GO): RNA binding
Source: RefSeq, a predicted model, not a curated record